CAGCCCUAAGGCUGUCAAUAAUUUAUAGACACACUGCUGCACUGAAAUAAGUUAAUGAGUAUUCAUUAACCUAUAUCAACAUACAUACAUACAGAGUGGGAGCAUAACCACCACGCAGUUGUUAGGAUAUUUCAUAACUGUUAAUCAGGCUCAAAUGUGUUUUACUUAUCCCCAACUCUAAAAUGGGACACUUGCUUUCAGUUUCCCCUCUCACUUCAAAUAGGAGCAUGAUACAAUGGGUGUUCGGGUAGGGGGGUAGGAGAUGAGACAAACCUAAAAAGUGAUGAAACUGCUUUCACAUUCCAAGUCUGAAAGAGGACGCAGAGGUCUGCCAAGGUUGUUGCAGACAUUACGUGUAAGCCUCAGUACCGAGGGUGACACCUCUCUAAUUUAACUUUUCAAACAGUGAACAAGUCAAAUCAGGAAUGUAGAAGCAGAGGAAAGUUUGAUCUGUGAAUCAGAUGGAGCUAUAGAUAAAAUCAGCAUAUUUGCAUUUGUGUACUGUUAAUGUUUUCCUGCCAAUGCAAAGCAAGCAGGUCCACCUGCAAUACUUCUGUGCCUUUGGCAGAUAAACGUCCUUCCACUGAUCUUGCUUGUGAUUGGCUGCUGCAGUCUGGUUUUUUUUUGCAACUUGGAUCACUUUUCACCUGUGCAGUUGUUCCCACGCCCAGUGUGUACAUAAACCCGCUAUUGUCUCAAUCUCUCUCUCUCUCUCUCUCUCUCUCUCUCUCUCUCUCUCUCUCUCUCUCUCUCUCUCUCUCUCUCUCUCUCUCUCUCUCUCUCUCUCUCUCUGCCAUUUCCCUUAUCACUCCUGCGCUCAUCGCACGCCAGACCCGGGCAUGUGGAAAGAUGGCAGCUGCCGCUACCAUCUCUGUGGAAGAAGACCAGUUGUGCUGUCCCGUGUGCUUGGAGGUGCUGAGGGAUCCAGUGACCAUUCCCUGUGGUCACAGCUACUGCAUGGACUGCAUCAAAGGAUACUGGCGGAAGACAGAGCAGAAAGUGGGCUACACCUGCCCCCAGUGCCGGCGGAGCUUCAGUCCCCGGCCCAUGCUCGCCCGUAACACCCUGCUCGCUGGCCUGGUGGAGAAACUGAGGGACGUAGGCCCCCGUAAUUCCUCGCCCGCAGAGUGCGAGGCGUGCGGUGGGCGGAAACGAAGAGGCGCAAAAUCAUGUGCGAAGUGUUUAUCCUCCCACUGCGAGGCGCACCCAAAGCCGCACGGCGAGCGAGAGCGCGGCCGACCGCACAAGCUGCAGGCGCUGAGGAGGGCGUGCGUGCAGCACCGCAGGCCAGCGGAGCUCUACUGUCACACGGACCAGCAGCUCAUCUGCUCCCUGUGCACGGCGGACGGACACAGUGGGCACCGCGCCGUAACCGCCGCAGAAGAGAGGGCUGAGAAGCAGAGGCAACUGGAGGAGGCCCUGAGGAGAUCAAAACAGAGGAACAAGGAGAAGGAAAAAGAGCUGAGAAAUACUAUGAAAUAUGUCAAGGUAGGUGCUUCAUACUGGUGACCUGUGACUGAACUGAACUGAAGUAGUCUAAGUAGGCCUACUGUACAUCACUAACCAAAGUGAAGUACUCCCUUUCAAACUACUUUGUAUUAAUAAACACAUCAGAUCCUGUGAAAGUAUGUCACUGCAACAGGGGUAUUUCUGUAAGCUGAAUAUAAGUUACAUAGCCAACUUAAAAAACAAAAAAACCCAACAACAACAAAAAAAAACCUCCAGGGUAGUUCUAACAUAACAGUAUUAUAAUGCUCCUUGGUGACGUAUUAUGACUAUAGCAAUGUGUUUCUUUGGCCCAACCUCCAAAAAACUCGAUACAGUAUUAACACACACACACUUCAAACUACUUCUCCUUACAUAGCUUUAUUACAUCCUUACUUUCUGUCCCACAAGCCUUUCCAAUCUCAAGCAUGCAGUUCCAAAUAUUCGACUCUCAAUGGGACAGGGGUCUACCAAAGCAAAAAUCCUGUUGUCUUGUCUGUAGGACUACACGUUAGACAGGUUUUACAGUCUCAUGACAGUUGAACUCUGGAACUCCCUCUCACGUUACUGUCAUGACCUCCCCAUCCGGUUUUCUUCACAGUGCAAUUCCUCUCCCGGUGUUGCUGCCAGACCCUGCCGUCACGCGUUUUAUUUUCCGUAGCGUGUAGCUGCACGCAGUGGCUGGGUAUCAGGAUACCUUUUAUGAUUUUUGCUGUCUGAUUGAUCGAUAAAGGACCUUUAUAGGAAAGGUGCUAAAUACGAACAAAUAACGGCAAUACUGAAAACUAUCGUCGCCGUCGUUACUAACAACCACAAAUUCUUGCUUCAUUACAAACCCCAAUGAGUAUUGGCUCCGGCCUAACGUCCCACGUGGC
Messenger RNA from Electrophorus electricus (electric eel), 2360 nucleotides. The record is from RefSeq and is a predicted model, not a curated record. NCBI's taxonomy places the organism in Eukaryota, Metazoa, Chordata, Actinopteri, Gymnotiformes, Gymnotidae.